CUCUCCCACUCCCCCCUGCUCCCUCCCCUCCCCACAAACAAAUCCCUCUCGCGCGCGCCGCUGCCGCCGCCACGCACGCACGCACGCACGCGAUCGUCUCGCCACGACCAUGAGCCUCACGGCGGCGGCUGUGGCCGUGGGCCCGCCCGCGUUCGCCGUCGGGGCCGCGCCGGCCGCGGAGAUGGAGAUGGGCCCCGAGCUGGCGCCGCCGGAGCCGAGCCGCGGCGUGGGCCGCGUCGGGGAGGACGGCGGCGUGGAGCCGGAGCGGCGGGCGUCGCGGUUCCGGCGGAUCUGCGUCUACUGCGGCAGCGCCAAGGGGCGCAAGGCCAGCUACCAGGACGCCGCCGUCGAGCUCGGCAAGGAGAUGGUGGAGAGGGGCAUAGACCUGGUCUACGGGGGCGGCUCCAUCGGCCUCAUGGGCCUCGUCUCCCACGCCGUCCACGCCGGCGGCCGCCAUGUCAUCGGGAUCAUCCCAAGAUCACUCAUGCCCAGAGAGGUAACUGGGGAUCCUGUAGGGGAAGUUAGAGCUGUUUCUGGCAUGCACGAGAGGAAGGCCGAAAUGGCUCGGUUUGCUGAUGCUUUUAUUGCCUUACCAGGCGGCUAUGGAACCUUGGAGGAGUUGCUUGAAGUGAUCACGUGGGCACAACUAGGAAUACAUAAGAAGCCGGUCGGUCUGCUGAACGUCGACGGAUUCUACGACCCACUGCUGUCGUUCAUUGACGUGGCCGUCAACGAAGGCUUCAUCACCCAGGAGGCGAGGCAGAUCAUCAUCUCGGCCCCAACAGCCAAGGAGCUAGUGAUGAAGCUGGAGGAGUACGUCCCCGAGUAUGAGGUCGGCCUGGUCUGGGAUGACCAGAACCAGAUGCCAAGCAACAGCCUGGUCCCGGAGCCGCUGGAGACACCCGCGAUCACUUCAUCCUAAUCGAUGUGCCUCGCCUACAUCUCAGUUAGGGUUCUAACAACAGUGUCGAGAUAGCGGCGCCACAUAUAUUUAUUCUCUCCUAGAUAAGUCCUAGCCAACUGAAGGGCGACGAGGGGGCACAUUAUAGCAUGUGUGCUUGUUUUGGUAGCGUCGAUCGACCGAUCUCUUGUGUCACCGCUGAUGAUUGUUUUGGGUGGCAUGAUUAUAUUAAAUUAACUAGUGAGUAGUAGCUUACUAGCUUCCAACUUGUAUGGAUGGUUGAAUGGGUCACGGUUGGAUAGGCAAAGCAUGCAGCUAAGCCUCUGAAUUGAUCCUGCUGUGAUCCUGGAACAAGGGUUGACUAUAUAAAUAGCAGCACAUAUAGUUUAUCAA
Triticum dicoccoides is the source of this 1294-nucleotide messenger RNA. RefSeq names its product cytokinin riboside 5'-monophosphate phosphoribohydrolase LOG-like. Gene Ontology annotation, biological process: cytokinin biosynthetic process. Gene Ontology annotation, molecular function: hydrolase activity, hydrolyzing N-glycosyl compounds. Gene Ontology annotation, cellular component: cytosol; nucleus. The coding region runs from base 110 to 922 and encodes 270 amino acids. NCBI's taxonomy places the organism in Eukaryota, Viridiplantae, Streptophyta, Magnoliopsida, Poales, Poaceae. The transcript is spliced from 7 exons. The record is from RefSeq and is a predicted model, not a curated record.